CCGCUCGACGACGACGACCUCCUCCGCGAGAUCCUCCUCCGCGUGCCGCCGAACCCCUCCACGCUCCCCCGCGCGUCCCUCGUGUGCAAGCGCUGGCGGCGCCUCGUCUCCGACCCGCGGUUCCUCCGCCGCUUCCGCAACCACCACCAGCGGCCGCCCCUCCUCGGCUUCUUCGAGCACCGCUACAUCCCCUUGGGCUCCGAGAACCAUCUCCUGUUCCACCCCGUCCUGGAACCCCCGGACCGCGUCCCUCCCCGGCGCUUCUCCCUGGGACCCGACCUCGCCGGCGCGUGCCGCCGGAUGGAACUGCUCGCCUGCUGCCACGGCCGCGUCGCCUUCUUCGACACUUCGGGCGGCUUCACCGUCUUGGUCUGGGAUCCUGUCACUGGAGGCCACGUCCGGCUGCCGCCCGCCCCGCCGGAGUUUGCCAACCUGUUGCUCUUCAACGGGACGGUGCUGUGCGCUCCCGGCGGCGAGCACGGCGCCUGCCACUCGAGCCGCUUUAAGGUGGUCGCGCUGUCCACAUCCACGAACGAUCGCCUCCCCAUGGCCUGCGUCUACUCAUCGGAGACUGGCAUUUGGGGAGAUACCAUCUACCAUGAUCGUCCAUGUAGAGGUGUAGACUUGAUUUAUCCCGGCACCACCCUUAUCGCCAAUGCACUUUACUGCAAAUUUUUCACUUGCAGCCUGGAUGAGGAGAUGGGCGAUGACAUGGCUGAGCCCGACGGCCUGCUUGAGUUUGAUUUGGAUAGGCAGAGCUUAACUGUGAUGGAGGGACCUCCAGUAAACCAUGCCGACUACCACCAAAUCAUCAAGACAGUCCAUGGCGGUGUCGGCCUCGCGUCACUGUCUUGGCGAACCUUGCAGCUGCAGGUGUGGCAUAGAGAUGUCAACCGUCACAAUGUUGCUACAUGGCUGCUUUCCAAGACAGUUGACCUGAGAGAUGUCUUUGGGCUUCAGGAAUCAGGAUCACGAGAGAUGGCCCCGGGCGAGCAGGAGAUGUGA
Panicum virgatum (switchgrass) is the source of this 1005-nucleotide messenger RNA. RefSeq lists its product as uncharacterized. The transcript has a single exon. The annotation marks the transcript as partial. The record is from RefSeq and is a predicted model, not a curated record. Lineage: Eukaryota; Viridiplantae; Streptophyta; Magnoliopsida; Poales; Poaceae. Gene Ontology annotation, molecular function: protein binding.